This is a messenger RNA of Sphaerulina musiva SO2202, 2231 nucleotides long. Its product is annotated as acetylornithine aminotransferase mitochondrial precursor. Gene Ontology annotation, biological process: arginine metabolic process. Lineage: Eukaryota; Fungi; Ascomycota; Dothideomycetes; Mycosphaerellales; Mycosphaerellaceae. The coding region runs from base 25 to 1488 and encodes 487 amino acids. The record is from RefSeq and is a predicted model, not a curated record. Gene Ontology annotation, cellular component: mitochondrial matrix. The transcript has 2 exons. Gene Ontology annotation, molecular function: identical protein binding; pyridoxal phosphate binding; transaminase activity.
CAUUGACAUACAUUGCAAGCCAACAUGUCAAUUCGCACAUGCAGCAAGCGUGUCGGCGCGCUUUUGCGCUCGCACGCAGGGAAUACCACUGUCGCGCCUCGCAGAUGCUACGCUUCUGUAGCGACGGCGCAGUCGAGUCUGCCAGCAGGGCAGAAGCAUGCCAUUGAGAAAGAAGCAUCCCUUCGUACACCAGACCCGUCGUCCGACUCACAGACCGCACGCCUCGUCGACUCAUAUGCGCCAUUCAUGGUUCCUACCUAUGUCCGGCCACCUCCGGUGUUUCACAAAGGCGAGGGCUGCUACAUCUGGGAUAUUGAGAAUCGACGAUACUUGGACUUCACCGCGGGCAUUGCUGUCAAUGCUUUGGGACACUGUGACGCCCAGAUGAGCAGGAUCCUAUAUGAGCAGUCGCAGACCUUGGUACACAGCUCGAAUCUGUACUACAACCCAUGGACGGGUGCUCUCAGCCAGCUCAUGGUUGAGAAGACCAGGGAGGCUGGUGGCUUCGAUGCUGCACGUGUUUUCGUCUGCAAUUCUGGGAGCGAGGCCAAUGAGGCUGCGAUCAAGUUUGCCCGAAAGUACGGACGCAGCAUGCAGCCAGAUGGCAGUAAGUAUGAGUUGGUGAGCUUCCAAGGUGCGUUCCAUGGACGUACGAUGGGAUCACUGUCGGCCACGCCAAACCCCAAAUAUCAGAAGCCCUUUUCGCCUAUGAUCCCAGGAUUCAAGUACGGCACAUACAACGACAUCGCUGGAAUCAACGAGCUCGUAACUGAUAAGACAUGUGGUGUGAUUGUUGAGCCUAUACAAGGAGAGGGUGGAGUCAAUGUCGCAUCUCAUGAAUUCCUGCUCGCGCUCCGCAAGCGCUGCACAGAAGUGGGCGCCGUGCUGAUCCACGACGAGAUUCAAUGUGGUCUUGCACGCACUGGUAAGCUGUGGGCUCACGCCGCACUUCCCAAAGAAGCACACCCGGACGUGGUCACUACCGCAAAGGCUCUUGGCAAUGGUUUCCCCAUUGGUGCGACGAUGGUGACAGAAGACGUAUCCAGCAAGAUUGUGACUGGCGAUCACGGUACUACGUAUGGUGGCAACCCACUGGGAUGCCGAUUGGCGCAUUACAUUGUCACUCGACUUGCAGACCCGGAGCUACAGCAAGAUGUGCUGAAGAAGGAAGCACGCUUCCGUCAGCAUUUCACUCGAAUCCACGAAGCUUUCCCAGAUGUUGUGCAAGAAGUCCGCGGUCGUGGGCUCAUCCUGGGUCUGCAGUUGAGCGCCGACCCCACGCCAGUCAUUACAGCUGCGCGUGAGAGAGGUCUCCUGGUCAUUACCUGCGGCACGAACACUCUGCGAUUCGUCCCACCACUCAUCAUUUCCGAUGCGGAGAUUGAUGAAGGGAUGCAGAUACUCGAGGAUGCAAUGACUGCUGUCUUCCGCGAGCCUGGACACAUUGCAGGGACUGAUGGGCAGCAAGAAAUGCGCGCGACCCGGUGAGCGAUGAAGCGUUCAGCAUUUCAUCGUUUACAUCCAUUAUGCGAUACAGAGCCAUCAAGGCAGCCAAAGAGGACGUGCAGCAGAGUCCUGGAGUGAGAUGUCUCAUAUAGCCGCGCCGUGGUGACCCCAUCUGAUGUGUCGCCACUCGACCACUGUUCGGAUGCCGGAGGAAGGACCUGCAUUCGCCCUGCAAUCGGGUGAAAUGUCUACUUAAUGCGACAUGCUCGCCGCGUCUGCUUAUUGAAGUGGGCAGUCGACCGCGAUCGCAUACAUGCUGCUGCCUUGAGAGUCGUCCAGAGUCUCAGCGUAGAUGCCAUGCCUGAAUGUCUGUUGGAGUAAGUGUCCAUGGCAGCACAGCGGAUAUAUACCACCUCGAACGCAGCCAUGAUGUGGACUCGUAGCUCUCGACGGCAGACAGAGUGCCGCCGCAUGGUCCGGCUACUUGUACAUGCCCGCGCCAAGAGUAUCGCCGCCUCAUCUACUCGAUCGCAAUGGCGGGGGGGUUUGUUCUGCGAGUACUGUAUGUACAUAUGAGAUAUUCGAGCACUAAUACGGAUAGCGGAACGAUAUGUACACCGAACAAUGGCAUAGCGCGCGACUACGUGCGAUACGCGUCCAUCAAACUUGGUACAUGUAGUUAAAUAACGUAGAUGUCACUCGUAGCUCUUCUAUUGGCAGUAUUCUGAGACCAAUCCCGCGAGUGGCGGCUACAUGUAUGUCAGGUAGAGCAUAAUAUUAAUAAA